Coregonus sp. 'balchen' is the source of this 36984-nucleotide messenger RNA. The record is from the annotation of a GenBank genome assembly. NCBI's taxonomy places the organism in Eukaryota, Metazoa, Chordata, Actinopteri, Salmoniformes, Salmonidae.
AUGAAGAAAUCACGUGGCCAUAAAUCAGACCACGGGAAAGGAGGAGGGGGUACAGUAUAAUACAACAUACACACACACACACACACACACAUACAUACACACACACACCCCAAUUGUUUCAUGUAAAAUAAUGGAGAUACAUAAAAUACUUUCAUACAACCAUUGGUCCGCCUCACUCUCUGAUAAAAUGACAUAUCAAAAAAAGAGAAAAAUACAGAUUAAAAUGUGUAACAUAACCUACAAUAAAUUGUAAACAGUAACAUUAAACAUGAAUGUAAACAAAAAUGAAUACAAGAAAGAAAGAAAAAAAGCUUAGCUAUCGUCAUCCUGUCAGGCUGUUCUGACAGGUGUGGCCUCCUUGACUGUGAUUGUCCAGGCGAUGAGGCUGCCAUCUUGGAGACAGAGGACCUGGACUUCAUGGGAGGGAUGGGAGGUGGAGGGGGUCCUGACCCUGACACCAUCUCCCUGGCCUCAGUCACAGCCGUCACCACUAAUGUCUCCAACAAGAGGUAAGCAGAGCACAGUUCUAUGGUGCUUGUGGUUUGCUAUUUAAUUUACACAUAACAUAUAUUUCUAUGUACACUGAACAAAAAUAUAAAUGCAACAUGCAACAAGUUCAAAGAUUUUACUGAGUUACAGUUCAUAUAAGGAAAUCAGUCAAUGGAAAUAAAUUCAUUAGGCCCUAAUCUAUGGGUUUCACAUGACUGGGUAUACAAAUAUGCAUCUGUUGGUCACAAUUACCUUUAAAAAAAGGGGCAUGGAUCAGAAAACCAGUCAGAAUCUGGUGUGACCACCAUUUGCCUCAUGCAGUGUGACACAUCUCCUUCGCAGAUAGUUGAUCAGGAUGUUGAUUGUGGCCUAUGGAAUGUUGUCCCACUCCUCUUCAUUGGCUGUGCGAAGUUGCUGGAUAUUGGCGGGAACUGGAAUACGCUGUCGUACAUGUCAAUCCAGAGCAUCCCAAACAUGCUCAAUGGGUGACAUGUCUGGUGAGUAUGCAGGCCAUGGAAGAACUGGAACAUUUUCAGCUUCCAGGAAUUGUGUUCAAAUCCUUGCAACAUGGGGCUGUGCAUUAUCAUGCUGAAACAUGAGGUGAUGGCGGGGGAUGAACGGUACGACAAUGGGCCUCAGGAUCUCGUCACGGUAUCUCUGUGCAUUCAAUUUGCCAUCAAUAAAAUGCAAUUGUGUUUGUUGUCCGUAGUUUAUGCCUACCCAUACCAUAACCCCACCUCUACCAUGGGGCACUCUGUUCACAACAAACCGCUCGCCCACCUGACGCCAUACACCAGGGAUGAUCAACUGAAUUCAGCCGCAUGCUGAAGUUUUGUUGUUGUUUUCUUAUAUAUAUUUUUUAUAGGGGUAGAUCAGCUUUAAUAUUGCUGAUAGAUUGUAGCUUCCAUCAAUGUAAUGUCAAAAGAACCGAUGUGGAUGUGGUGGAGGAGUCAGGCGCAGGACACAGAGGAUUCGUCCAAAAUACUUUACUAGUCCAAAGUGCAACAAAACAAUACACGACCUCGAAAACAAACGGAGGCGAGGGAAUUACGCAACAUGCGUAAAACAAUAAACAAAACUAACAGAGCGCAAACACGCAGCUCCGCACGACAGGCAAACAACAACACACAAUCUAACUAAUACAAAACAGGGAACUUAUAAGACACGUAAUCAGAACACAAACAGACACAGGUGUACAAGACAGAAUAAAGCAAUCACACCACGAAACAUACAACGGUGGCAGCUAGUACUCCGGGGACGGCGAACGCCGAAGCCUGCCCGAACCAAGAGGAGGAGCAGUCUCGGCCGAAACCGUGACAGUACCCCCCCUUGACGCGCGGCUCCAGCCGUGCGCCGACCCCGGCCUCGGGGACGGCCAGGAGGACGCGGACCCGGGCGCGUGGGAUGCCCACGGUGGAACUCAGUCAGGAGGGAUGGAUCGAGGAUGUCCCUCCUAGGCACCCAGCACCGUUCCUCCGGACCGUACCCCUCCCACUCCACGAGAUACUGGAGACCACUCAUCCGGCGCCUCGAGUCCAAGAUGGUCCGGACCCUGUACGCCGGGGCCCCCUCGAUGUCCAAAGGGGGCGGAGGGGUCUCUCCUAUCUCAUCUUCUUGGAGUGGGCCAGCUACCACCGGCCUGAGAAGAGACACAUGGAACGAGGGGUUAAUAUUUUUGUAUUCAAUAGGCAGUUGUAACCUGUAACACACCUCGUUCAAUCUUCUCAGGACUUUGAAGGGACCCACAAACCGCCGACCCAGCUUCCGGCAGGGCAGGCGGAGGGGCAGGUUUCGAGUCGAGAGCCAGACUCGAUCUCCCGGUGCGUACACCGGUCCCUCACUGCGGUGGCGAUCGGCGCUCGCCUUUUGUUGACGGAUGGCCCGCUGCAGAUGGACAUGGGCAGCGUCCCACGUCUCCUCCGAGCACCGAAUCCACUCGUCCACCGCAGGGGCCUCGAUCUGGCUCUCGUGCCACGGUGCCAGGACCGGCUGAUACCCUAAAACACACUGGAAAGGUGUUAAACCGGGACCGGCGGAGAGAGUUCUGGGCCAUCUCGGCCCAGGAGAUAUACCUGGACCACUCCUCCGGCCGGUCCCGGCAAUAGGACCUCAAAAACCUACCCACAUCCUGGUUGACUCGUUCAACCUGCCCAUUGCUCUCUGGGUGGUACCCCGAGGUAAGGCUCACCGAGACCCCCAAGCGUUCCAUGAACGCCCCCCAGACUCUGGAGGUAAACUUGGGACCUCGGUCAGACACAAUAUCCUCGGGGACCCCAUAGUGCCGGAACACGUGGGUAAAUAGGGCCUCGCGGUCUGUAGGGCAGUAGGGAGACCCGGCAUUGGGAGGAGACGACAGGCCUUGGAAAACCGAUCCACAACGACCAAAAUGGUGGUAUUCCCCUGGGAAGGGGGUAGGUCGGUCACAAAAUCCACCGAGAGGUGGGACCAUGGUCGUUGUGGAACGGGCAGGGGAUGUAACUUACCCCUGGGCAAAUGUCUAGGCGCCUUACACUGGGCGCACACCGAGCAGGAGGAGACAUAAACCCUCACAUCCUUAGCUAACGUUGGCCACCAGUAUUUCACGCUAAGGCAGUGCACUGUCCGGCCAAUACCUGGAUGUCCAGAGGAGGGUGAUGUAUGAGCCCAAUAAAUAAGACGAUCACGAACCUCGAGCGGAACGUACUUCCGCCCCACAGGACACUCGGGGGGAGUAGGGUCGGCACGCAGUGCCCGCUCGAUUUCCGUAUCGACCUCCCAUACCACCGGAGCCACCAGACAAGACUGGGACAGGGCGUCUGCCUUACCGUUCUGGGAACCUGGGAUGUAUGUGAUCUUAAAAACAAACCGGGUCAGGAACAUGUUCCACCUAGCCUGACGAGGGUUCAAUCUCCUAGCUGCCCGGAUGUACUCCAGGUUACGGUGAUCGGUCAGAAUGAGGAAAGGGUGUUGAGCCCCCUCAAGCCAAUGCCUCCACACCUUUAGGGCCUGGACUACAGCUAACAGCUCCCUGUCCCCAACGUCAUAAUUGCGCUCCGCCGAGCUGAGUUUCUUAGAGUAGAACGCACAGGGGCGGAGCUUAGGUGGCGUGCCGGACCGUUGUGACAGGACUGCCCCAAUACCGGUCUCGGACGCGUCUACCUCUACUUGGAAUGGUAAAGAGGGAUCCGGAUGCGCCAGCACCGGGGCCGAGGUGAACAGGUUCUUCAGUUUGACAAUGCCCUGUCCGCCUCAGCUGACCACUGCAGACGAACCGGACCCCCCUUUAACAGGGACGUAAUGGGCGCUGCAACCUGUCCAAAGCCCCGAAUAAACCUCCGGUAGUAAUUAGCAAAACCCAAGAACUGCUGCACCUUUUUUACAGUGGUUGGAGUUUGCCAAUUACGCACGGCCGACAUACGGUCUACCUCUAUCUCCACACCAGACGCGGACAACCGAUAACCCAAAAAGGACAUACAAGUCAUGCUCCAACAGUCUUCUCAACACUCGGCGCACCAGGGCUACAUGCUCGGCUCGUGUAGAAGAGUACACUAGGAUGUCGUCGAUGUACACUACCACACCCUGCCCAUGCAUGUCCCGGAAAAUCUCGUCAACAAAGGAUUGGAAGACUGAAGGAGCAUUCAUUAGCCCGUAUGGCAUGACGAGAUACUCGUAAUGACCCGAGGUGGUGCUAAAUGCCGUUUUCCAUUCAUCCCCCUCCCUAAUGCGCACCAGAUUGUACGCGCUCCUGAGAUCCAACUUUGUGAAGAACUGCGCUCCGCGUAAUGACUCCGUCAUAGUCGCAAUCAGUGGAAGAGGGUAACUGUACUUAACCGUGAUCUGAUUGAGACUACGGUAAUCAAUACACGGGCGCAAACCCCCGUCCUUCUUCUUCACAAAGAAGAAACUCGAGGAAACCGGGGAAGUGGAGGACCGUAUGUAUCCCUGUGCCAAGGACUCGGCUAUGUAAGUCUCCAUAGCCUCUGUCUCCUCUUGAGACAGGGGAUACACACGGCUCCGCGGAAGAGCCGCUCCUGUUUGGAGAUUUAUCGCACAGUCCCCCUGUCUAUGAGGUGGUAGCCGUGUUGCCCUCGUCUUGCUGAACACGAGUGCUAAGUCCUCAUACUCAGGGGGAAUGCACAUUGCGGGCACUUGGUUCGGACUCUCAACCGAGGUCGCCCCUAAGGAAACACCUAGACAUCUCCCUACACACUGGGCAGACCACUCCAUAAGAGCCCUCUGUUGCCACGCAAUGGUAGGAUCAUGGGUGCUUAACCAGGGAAGCCCCAACACCACGGGGUACGCAGGAGAGUCAAUCAGAUAAAACUGAAUGAUCUCCUCAUGACCCCCCUGCGUCGUCAUAGUAAGUGGUGCUGUGACUUCUCUGAUCAGCCCCGACCCCAACGGCCGGCUGUCUAAGGCGUGGACAGGAAAGGGGGCUUCUACCGGCUGAAGGGGAAUUCCAAACCUAUAACAAAAUGCCCGAUCAAUAAAAUUCCCAGCUGCGCCUGAAUCUACUAGCGCCUUAUGCUGGGAAUGAGGUGCCACCUGUGGAAAUCUCACAGGAAUACUCAUGUGACCAACAGAAAGCUCUGGGUAAGUGGGGCGCCUACUCACCUGAAAUGACUCCCCAGUGCGUGACCUGUUGUCCCCUCUCCCAGGAGACCCUCCCCAGCACCUGGCCGCGGUGUGUCCUCCACGGCCACAGUUGGUGCAGGGGGUGGCCCCCCUCGGGUUCUCUCUCCUCCUCUCUCUAGCGCCAGCACCCCCGAGCUCCAUGGGAAUCGGCUCGGAGGUGCUGGAGGGUGGAAUGGUCGGCCCCCACUCGGGACGUCCGCGGGUAGCCAGCAGGGUGUCGAGACGUAUGGAGAUGUCCACCAACUGGUCGAAUGAUAGGUUGGUGUCCCUGCAGGCCAGCUCACGACGAACGUCCUCUCGUAGGCUGCACCGGUAAUGGUCGAUGAGGGCCCUCUCAUUCCACCCCGCAUCCGCCGCUAGCGUCCGGAACUCCAGUGCGAACUCCUGUGCGCUCCUCUUCCCCUGUCAGAGGUGGAACAGACGCUCCCCCGUAGGUGAUGGUAGCGAACUCCGCGUAGGUGAUGGUAGCGGCGUCUAUUCCCCUCCAUUCGGCGUUGGCCCACUCCAACGCCUUGCCGGAUAGACAGGAGAUGAGGGCGGAGACGCUCUCGUAUCCCGAGGGCGCUGGGUGUAUGGUAGCCAGGUAGAGUUCCACCUGCAGGAGGAACCCCUGACACCCGGCUGCAGAACCGUCAUAUGCCCUCGGGAGCGAGAGCCGAAUGCCACUGGGUUUCGGUGCUGAGAGAGGAGGACUGGCCGUUGGUGAUGGGAUGGAGUAAGAAGGCGUAGGCACCUCUCCAGUCACCAACCGGCGCAGAGUGUUGGACACCUCGUCCAUGGCGGCCCCAAGUUGCCGGAUCAUGGUGUCUUGAUAGCUGAUCCGCUCUUCCAGCGACUUGGGUGCCGCCGCUGCUCCUGCUGACUCCAUAGUUGGUGUGUUGUUCUGUCAAAAGAACCGAUGUGGAUGUGGUGGAGGAGUCAGGCGCAGGACACAGAGGAUUCGUCCAAAAGACUUUACUAGUCCAAAGUGCAACAAAACAAUACACGACCUCGAAAACAAACGGAGGCGAGGGAAUUACGCAACAUGCGUAAAACAAUAAACAAAACUAACAGAGCGCAAACACGCAGCUCCGCACGACAGGCAAACAACAACACACAAUCUAACUAAUACAAAACAGGGAACUUAUAAGACACGUAAUCAGAACACAAACAGACACAGGUGUACAAGACAGACUAAAGCAAUCACACCACGAAACAUACAACGGUGGCAGCUAGUACUCCGGGGACGGCGAACGCCGAAGCCUGCCCGAACCAGGAGGAGGAGCAGUCUCGGCCGAAACCGUGACAUGUAAGUGUCUGCCCCAUGUCCAAUCCCCCAUAUAUAUUUAAAAAAAAACAUUUUUAUAUAUUUUGCUUUAUUAUUUUCCCCUAACUUUACCACCCCUCCCCUAAUUGGAGUAAACUAAUGGACAACAACACUUAGGCUUCUACUUCCAGCUUACACAUACUAUAUACAUUUUAUAUAGUACAUGACUGUAAGUCGCUUUGGAUAAAAGCGUCUGCUAAAUGGCAUAUUAAUAUUAUUAUAGUAUAAGCUACAUAUGGACAGUACCAAAACAUUACAUUUACAUUUGAGUCAUUUAGCAGACGCUCUUAUCCAGAGCGACUUACAGUUAGUAGUGUGCAAUUUCAUGCUGGCCCCCCGUGGGAAACGAACCCACAACCCUGGCGUUGCAAGCGCCAUGCUCUACCAACUGAGCAAAAUCUGCAGAGCUGGGAUGGCUGUAUCCCAGGCCGAUUUUAUUUUCUUGAGCGGAUGGUCGGGAGGACUGGAACAUAAUUACAAAUCAUUUGUAGACCGCAAAUUGACCAACAAACAGAUAUAUUAUUUGACUAAAACAUUAAUAAUUUCAAAACUUGCUUACGAUCAUUUGUCUCUCUAUUAUGCAUGGAAAUACUUGGGAACAGAUUUCCAAUUAAAUUUGUGGAGCUGAUUUCCUGGUGUUUUUACAGUUUUUUAUUUCCCAAAAUUUGGCCCACGGGCCGCCAGUUGGGGAACCCUGCCAUACACACUGUCUGCCAUCUGCCCAGUACAGUUGAAACUGGGAUUUAUCCAUGAAGAGCACACUUCUCCAGUGUGCCAGUGGCCAUCGAAGGUGAACAUUCGCCCACUGAAGAUGGUUACGAUGCCGAACUGCGGUCAGGUCAAGACCCUGGUGAGGACGACAAGCAUUUGUGGCAUUGUAUUGUGGGACAAAACUGCACAUUUUCAAUUGGCCUUUUAUUGUCCCCAGCACAAGGUGCACCUGUGUAAUGAUCAUUCUGUUUAAUCAGCUUCUUGAUACGCCACACCUGUCAGGUGGAUGGAUUAUCUUGGCAGAGGAGAAAUGCUCACUAACAGGGAUGUAAACAAAUUUGGAACAUUUCUGGGAUCUUUUAUUUCAGUUCAUGAAACAUGGGACCAACACUUUACAUGUUGUGUUUAUAUUUUUGUUCAGUGUAGUAAGAUAACAUAGAAGCAAACUCUGAGUGUUGGAUUGAAGACUGGUGUUUCAAUUACAUUGUUUACAAUGUAGUAUCCUCUAGUUUUUCAGAAUUCUGAAAUGAAAGUCUGCAUUGAUUUAUUCACACUGAAACGUCUUUCUAACAUGUGUCUAACGUCAGAUCAAAACCAGACAUUAAGAUGGAACCUAGUGCCGGGAGACCAGUGGAUUACCAAGUAAAUGAAACUAUACAGUAUGCUCAAUGAAUCAAGGAAUAGUCAGCAUUUAACAUAUUGUUAUACUGAAGAGUGUUUAUACAUGAUCACCCUAUUUCACCAGGUUAGUGUUAUACUCUAGAGUGUUUAUACAUGAUAACCCUAUUUCACUAGGUUAGUGUUACCAUCGUAGAGGCCAGACAGCUAGUAGGGCUGAACAUGGACCCAGUGGUCUGUGUGGAGAUCGGAGAUGAUAAGAAGUACACUCAGAUGAAGGAGUCGACAAACUGCCCAUACUACAAUGAGGUAACCAACCUGCUCUAGAAUGAUGAUGAUGAGGAGGAGGAGGAGGAGGAGGUUGAUGAUGAGGGUGAUGAUGAUGAUGAUGAUGAUGAGGGUGAUGAUGAUUAUAACAAGAUCUACAACACUGUAAUUGCAUGUAUAGUCAUUUUUCAAUAAAGCUACACAUUUUAACAGCAAACUACCCUCACGCAUUUACUUUAUCUCACAUUUCUCUUUUAGUAUUUUGUCUUUGACUUCCACGUCCCAUCGGAUGUUAUGUUUGACAAGAUCCUGAAGCUGUCGGUGAGUAGCUCUACCACCAUACAAACAACCAAACAGCCGUGCAAGAAUUCCCCUCCAUAUAUAAAUGAAUGGAGAACCAUGGGAAUCGCUGUGUCCAUUAUUUAUAUAGUCAUUCAUAAUAUUCAAUUCAGGUCACAUGUUAUUGAAGCACAUCUCUGCUCAUCCAUCCCUCAGGUAAUCCACUCCAAGAACCUGUUGCGUAGUGGGACCCUGGUUGGCUCUUUCAAACUGGACGUAGGCACUGUCUACUCACAGCCAGGUCAGGGAGAAACAGAGGGAAACAUGGUAGCUACUACUGACCCAUCUAUGGUUCUGGUACCUACCGUUAUACAUAUUCAUGUUGAUGUUUUUAUUUUAUUUAAAAAAUGUCCAACAGAACACCAAUUUUUCCACAAAUGGGCCCUUCUCUCUGACCCUGAUGACAUCACUGCCGGGUGCAAAGGUUACAUUAAAUGUGACAUCGCCGUCGUGGGUAAAGGAGACAACAUCAAGACUCCCCACAAGGCCACGGAAACCGAUGAAGAUGACAUAGAAGGGUAAACAACGACCAACAAAUUACUGGGGAUAUGAGUGAGAAAACCACUAAUACUGUAGAAGUAAUGAACCCUAACCAACAUAUUACUGGGGAUAUGAGUGAGAAAACAACAGUUGUGGAAAAAGUACUCAAUUGUCAUACUUGAGUAAAAGUAAAGAUACCUUAAUAGAAAAUGACUCAAGUAAAAGUGAAAGUCUAAAAGUAUUUGGUUUUAAAUAUACUUAAGUAUCAAAAGUAAAUGUAUAAUCAUUUCGAAUUCCUUCUAUUAAUCAAACCAGACGGAACCAUUUUCUGGUUUUUUUAAAUUUACAGAUCGCUAGGGGCAGACUCCAACACUCAGACAUCAUUUACAAAUGAAGCAUGUGUGUUUAGUGAGUCCGCCAGAUUAGAGGCAGUAGGGAUGACCAGGGAUGUUCUCUUGAUAAGUGCGUGAAUUGGACAAUUUUCAUGUCCUGCUAAGCAUUCAAAAUGUAACAGGUACUUUUGGGUGGGUGUCAGGGAAAAUGUAUAGAGUAAAAAGUACAUUAUUUUCUUUAGGAAUGUAGUGAAGUAAAAGUAAAAGUUGUCCAAAAUAUAAAUAGUAAAGUAAAGUACAGAUACCCCAAAAAACUACUUAAUUUGUACUUUAAAGUAUUUUUACUUAAGUACUUAACACCACUGGAAAAAGCAGUAAUACUGUUGUAGUAAUGAACCCUAACCAACAUAUUACUUGGGAUAUGAGUGAGAAAAGUAGUAAUUGUAGUUGUAAAUUACCCAACAAAACGUUGCUUAGGGCCCGCAAGAGGCUGACUACAUGUGUGGGUAUGGAUGUAGGUAUGCAGACCCGCGAGCCACUGCGGCCCCUCAUGAUGAGUUCAGAUUUUUUGUGGCCCCCACUACUAUCAAAGUUGCCCCUCCCUGCUCUAAAGAGCCCUGCGAAAGAUCUCCCCUCUCACAAUUCUUGCUUACUUUCUAUUGCUGUUUUAGUCAUAGAGAUGCAACACAGUGUGUUACAAGUGUUCUCUUUAAUUCUGUGGUUUCAGUAACCUCCUGUUACCUGAGGGGGUUCCCACGGAGCGCCAGUGGGCUCGCUACUAUGUGAAGAUCUACCGAGCCGAGGGCCUUCCCAAGAUGAACACCAGCAUCAUGGCUAAUGUCAAGAAGGCUUUCAUAGGGGAGAACAAGGACCUUGUGGACCCUUAUGUACAAAUACUGUUCGCUGGCCAGAGGGUAAGUUAUAGCACUGUUCUGGUGCUAUGCUAUGUUACGUUAAACAAUGUUAUGUUAUGCUAUGUUACUUUAAAUGAUGUUAUGUUAUUCUAUGUUAUGUUAAACUAUGUUAUGUUAUUUGUAUUUAUUAAGGAUCCCCAUUAGCUGCUGCCAAGGCAGCAGCUACUCUUCCUGGGGUCCAGCAACAUUAAGGCAGUUAUAUACAAUAAAAAAUAUUACAUGACAUUAUAUUUCAUAACACUUUUCAUAACACAUUAAGUGUGUUCCCUCAGGCCACUACUCUACUACCACAUAUCUACAACACAAUGUGUACGUGUGUGUAGAGUGCAUGUGUUAUCAUAUGUAUCUAUAUGCGUGUGUCUGUUAAACUAUGUUAUGUUAUUCUAUGUUAUGUUAAACUAUGUUAUGCUACGCUAUGUUAUGUUAAACUAUGUUAUGCUACGUUAUGUUAUGCUACGCUAUGUUAUGUUAUGCUACGCUAUGUUAUUUUAUGUUAUGCUACGCUAUGUUAUGCUAUGAUAUGUUAUUCUAUGUUAUGCUACGCUAUGUUAUGUCAUGCUACGCUAUGUUAUUUUAUGUUAUGCUACGCUAUGUUAUGCUAUGAUAUGUUAUUCUAUGUUAUGCUACGCUAUGUUAUGCUACGCUAUGUUAUGUCAUGCUACAUGCAAUGGGCACAACUUGUUUUAUUGUAGUGUCUCUGUGGACUGCUUUGUGAUCCCAGGGGAAAACAUCUAUCCAGAAGAGCAGCUACGAGCCCAUCUGGAACGAGCAGAUCAUCUUCACUGAGAUGUUUCCACCGCUCUGCAAACGCAUGAAGGUCCAGAUCCGAGACUCAGACAAAGUGAACGACGUGGCCCUCGGAACACACUUCAUUGACCUGAGAAAGAUCGCCAAUGAUGGAGACAAAGGUGCUUCAGUGGAGAAAUGUUUUCGUUUCUUUUUUUUGUGUUUCAUUUUUGAUAUAUUUGGUGUUUGUAUAAAGCAGGGCUCUCCCAGCCUGUUCCUGUAGAGCCCAUCCCUCCUGUAGGUUUUCACUCCAACCCUGUUCGCGGAGAGCUACCUUCCUGUAGGUUUUUGCUCCAACUCCAGUUGUAUCUAUUAAAUCAACUCACAACCAGCCAAUGAUUAGAAUCAGGCGUGCUAGAUUAGAGUUGGAGUGAAAACCUACAGGACGGUAGCUCCCCAGGAACAGGGUUGGAGAGCCCUGGGGUAGAGUCAAGUCAAGUGUAAUGAGUCCAAGCUGGACCAAUUUGGAGAAGUAUUACCUCAUGAAAAGUCUGACCAUGUUUAACCAACCGAGAGAUGCGUUUUAACAGUGUGUGGUCCGGAGUUGGCUGUGUUAGCGCUCCAAUCUCCAAAAGCAAUUGCAAAGUUGCCAUGUUCUUAACACCCAUACCCUUCUCUCCCAGGCUUCCUUCCCACCCUGGGUCCGGCCUGGGUGAACAUGUAUGGCUCCACACGUAGCUACACCAUCAUGGACGAGCACCAGGACCUGAACGAGGGUCUGGGGGAGGGGGUGUCCUUCAGGGCCCGUCUGCUGGUCAGCCUGGGUGUGGAGAUCCUGGACACCUCCUCUCCGGAGGUCAUGAGCUCCACUGAGGUCAAGGUGGAGGGGGUGCCCAACAUCUCAGAGGUGGGUCUCACACACACACACGCACACACACACACACACAUACAUACACACACACACGCUCUGUCUCUCUCUCUCUCUCUCUCUUUGUCUCUUUCUCUCUCUCGCUCUCUCUCUCUCUCUCUCUUUCUCUCUCUCUCUCUCUCUCUUUCUUUCUUUCUUUCUUUCUUUCUUUCUUUCUUUCUUUCUUUCUUUCUUUCUUUCUUUCUUUCUUUCUUUCUUUCUUGGGUGAGUGCUCAAGCAGACAAACCCUCCUACAGUGACUGACACCUCACAACAACAGGUCAUUGCGGUGCAAUCUGACUAAAUUAUUCAUCAUCUUUAUUUAGCUGAUCCUUGAUGCUACAUUAUUAACUGACUGUUUCCAUCGAUAGAGGUCUUUUAUGUGUUCAGACAAUGUAAGUCACAGAGCCGAUUGAACGAGGGAGCGUCUAUCUAACCGUCACUGGUCUUUGCCAGAUCCUGGACCAGAACUCUGCAUGCACCAUAUUUCCAUACUCAUCAUGGAAAUACUCACCAUAGUCUCAUAUAUUUUGAUACAUCAUACACCAUAUUAUACACGCUACAUCAUUCUCAAACCAUACAUUAUAUAUACAAAAAUAUGUGGACACCCCUUCAAAUUAGUGGAUUCGGGCUAUUUCAGCCACACCCGUUGCUGACAGGUGUAUAAAAUCGAGCACACAGCCAUGCAAUCUCCAUAGACAAAUAUUGGCAGUAGAAUGGCCUUACUGAAGAGCUCAGUGACUUUCACCGUGGCACCGUCAUAGGAUGCCACCUUUCCAACAAGUCAGUUCGUCAAAUUUCUGCCCAGCUAGAGCUGUCCCGGUCAACUGUAAGUGCUGUUAUUGUGAAGUGGAAACGUCUAGGAACAACGACGGCUCAGCCGCGAAGUGGUAGGCCACACAAACUCACAGAACGAGACCACCGAGUGCUGACGUGCAUAGCGCGUAAAAAAUUAUCUGUCCUCAGUUGCAACACUCACUACAGAGUUCCAAACUGCCUCUGGAAGCAACGUCAGCACAAGAACUGUCAGGAGCUUAAUGAAAUGGGUUUCCAUGGCCGAGCAGCCGCACAUAAGCCUAAGAUCACCAUGCGCAAUGCCAAGCAUCGGCUGGAGUGGUGUAAAGCUCGCCGCCAUUGGACACCAGUGGAAAUGCGUUGUCUGGAGUGAUGAAUCACGCGUCACCAUCUGGCAGUCUGACGGAGGAAUCUGGAUUUGGUGGGUGCCAGAAGAACGCUUCCUGCCCCAAUGCAUAGUGCCAAAUGUAAAGUUUGGUAGAGGAGGAUUAAUGGUCUGGGGCUGUUUUUCAUGGUUCGGGAUAGGCCCCUUAGUUCCAGUGACGGGAAAUCUUAACGCUACAGCAGACAAUGACAUUCUCUACAAUUCUAUGCCUCCAACUUUGUGCCAACAGUUUGGGGAAGGCCCUUUCCUGUUUCAGAAUGACAAUGCCCCUGUGCACAAAGCGAGGUCCAUACAGAAAUGAUUUGUCGAGAUCGGUGUGGAAGAACUUGACUGGCCUGCACAGAGUCCUGACCUCAACCCCAUCGUUGACUGCAAGCCGAAUCGCACAACAUCAGUGCGCAAACUCAUUAAUGCUCUUGUGGCUGAAUGGAAGUCCCCACAGCAAAGUUCCAACAUCUAGUGGAAAGCCUUCCCAGAAGAGUGGAGGCUGUUAUAGCAGCAAAGGGGUGACCAAAUUCAUAUUAAUGCCCAUGAUUUUGGAAUGAGAUGUUCGACGAGCAGGUGUCCACAUUCUUUUGGUCAUGUAGUGUACAUCUAGUUAUCACAUAUGAGGGUUUCCAUAUUGAUCUUUGUGUCUCCAUCCAUCAAGAAUACCAUUGUGAAAAUGGGGGGGGAAUUAUCCUGUUAUAAUGUAUAUCCAUGUUAAUUUUUGUGUCUCUCUCCAUCCAGAGUGCCACAGGGAAAGUGGAGGAGUUCUUCCUCUUUGGGGCAUUCCUGGAGGCCACCAUGAUUGACAGGAAGAUCGGGGACAAACCAAUCUGCUUCGAGGUUACAAUAGGUUGGUAGCUUCAAUAUCUCAGCCAAUGAGCCAACAUGACAUCAUCCUCUAUGAGGAAAUAGCAAGCAUUUUUUAAACGGUCUGUUUGAGGUGGGGUUUGUGAAGUUUUUUUUUUCUCUAAAUUUAUGCUUUUGCCACAAAUACAAGUAUAGGAUGAGUCAACAACAUUAUUUAGGUAUGAGUUAACAGAAUAUUAACUUUUAAAAGUGAGAUUUACGCUGGACAGUUACUUUAAGACUAGUCCUGGGUUUUAUAGUCUAGGACUAGCCUCAAUCCGUCCCUGAGAAACCAUCCCUCAAUGAAGAUUCUCCAUUGACAAUUCUUUCUAAUCCAUUACUAGGCUUAAUCUGGGUCCGGGCCUCCAUCCCAAUCUGCCCAGGCCUCCAUCCCAAUUCUUUCUAAUCCAUUACUAGGCUUAAUCUGUGUCCGGGUAACCAACCUUUGAUUUAUAUCGGCAUAUUUUAAAAGUGCGUCUUUUAACCAGGUAACUAUGGUAGCGAGAUUGAUGGUGUGACCAAACCCAAGUCGAGUAGCGGGAAGAAGAGUGGGGGAGACGGAGAUGAAGAGGAGACAGAACUGAUCCAUGGAUCCAGUGAUGAAGAGGAGGAAGAUGAAAAUGACCUGGUCUCAGUGUCCACCACCCCGCCCAUGAAACCAGUCAUCACCGACAGGUCAGAUCCCAACAGACACAUGACAUUAUAAUGACCUGGUCUGUGUCCACCACCCCGCCCAUGAAACCAGUCAUCACCGACAGGUCAGAUCCCAACAGACACAUGACAUUAUAAUGACCUGGUCUCAGUGUCCACCAUCCCGCCCAUGAAACUAGUCAUCACCGACAGGUCAUAUCUAGGGUUGCAAAAUUCUGGGAACUUUCAAUAAAUUCCCUGGUUUUCUAGAAAUCCUGGUUGGAGGAUUCCGGAUUUCCUGCUUAUUCCCUCCUGAUCCAGGGAAUUCUCCAACCGGAAAAUUAGGGAAUUCAUUAAAAGUUCCCAGAAUUUUGCAACCCUUGUCAAAUCCCAACAGACUCACUGGCAGAGUACCCCAGCGUGCCAAGCUGGUUAAAAGGAAGUUAGUUCUGGUUGUGAACUAGUUCUAAUGACAAUCAUUUCAGCUAGUUUUCCUGCUGGGAUUGUUGUUUUUUCUGCAACUGGAUCGUAAGUUUCUCUAGGUCAGGUUUCAUUCUCUCUUUUUAUGCAUCUCAAACCUUCAGAAACUAUUUCCACCUGCCUUACUUUGAGAGGAAGCCGUGUAUUUACAUCAAGAGCUGGUGGCAGGACCAGAGAAGAAGACUGUACAAUGCCAACCUUAUAGACAACAUUGCCGAUAAACUGGUGGGUCAAUCAAUCACUGUUACUCAAUUGAAAUGUGUAAGAACGACAUUAGUAAAACAUAAUAAAUAGUUAUAUUACCAACAUUCUUAAAACAUCAGAGUAAUGUUCUAUCAUGUCUGUAACACUGUGUCAACAGGAGGAGGGUCUGAACGAUGUUCAGGAGGUCAUUAAAACAGAGAAGGCCUAUCCUGAACGCAGACUGAGAGGGGUCCUGGAGGAUCUCAGCAAUGGAUGCAGGUCUCUACUGACCCUUUAACCCUACUGAGUUCCUACUGGCUCUAUACUGAUCCUUUAACCCUACUGAGUCCUACUACUGGCUCUAUACUGAUAACACUACUGAGUGCUACUGCUGGCUCUAUACUGAUAACACUACUGAGUCCUACUUCUGGCUCUAUACUGAUAACACUACUGAGUUCCUACUACUGGCUCUAUACUGAUAACCCUACUGAGUCCUACUACUGGCUCUAUACUGAUAACACUACUGAGUUCCUACUACUGGCUCUAUACUGAUAACACUACUGAGUCCUACUACUGGCUCUAUACUGAUAACACUGCUGAGUCCUACUACUGGCUCUAUACUGAUAACACUACUGAGUCCUACUACUGGCUCUAUACUGAUAACACUACUGAGUCCUACUGGCUCUAUACUGAUAACACUACUGAGUCCUACUACUGGCUCUAUACUGAUAACACUACUGAGUCCUACUACUGGCUCUAUACUGAUAACACUACUGAGUCCUACUUCUGGCUCUAUACUGAUAACACUACUGAGUCCUACUACUGGCUCUAUACUGAUAACACUACUGAGUCCUACUUCUGGCUCUAUACUGAUAACACUACUGAGUCCUACUACUGGCUCUAUACUGAUAACACUACUGAGUCCUACUACUGGCUCUAUACUGAUAACACUACUGAGACCUACUGGCUCUAUACUGAUAACACUACUGAGUCCUACUACUGGCUCUAUACUGAUAACACUACUGAGUGCUACUGCUGGCUCUAUACUGAUAACACUACUGAGUCCUACUUCUGGCUCUAUACUGAUAACACUACUGAGUCCUACUACUGGCUCUAUACUGAUAACACUACUGAGUCCUACUACUGGCUCUAUACUGAUAACACUACUGAGUCCUACUACUGGCUCUAUACUGAUAACACUACUGAGUCCUACUACUGGCUCUAUACUGAUAACACUACUGAGUCCUACUACUGGCUCUAUACUGAUAACACUACUGAGUCCUACUACUGGCUCUAUACUGAUAACACUACUGAGUCCUACUACUGGCUCUAUACUGAUAACACUACUGAGUCCUACUGGCUCUAUACUGAUAACACUACUGAGUCCUACUACUGGCUCUAUACUGAUAACACUACUGAGUCCUACUACUGGCUCUAUACUAAUAACACUACUGAGUCCUACUACUGGCUCUAUACUGAUAACACUACUGAGUCCUACUACUGGCUCUAUACUGAUAACACUACUGAGUCCUACUACUGGCUCUAUACUGAUAACACUACUGAGUCCUACUACUGGCUCUAUACUGAUAACACUACUGAGUCCUACUUCUGGCUCUAUACUGAUAACACUACUGAGUCUUACUGGCUCUAUACUGAUAACACUACUGAGUCCUACUACUGGCUCUAUACUGAUAACACUACUGAGUCCUACUACUGGCUCUAUACUGAUAACACUACUGAGUCCUACUUCUGGCUCUAUACUGAUAACACUACUGAGUCCUACUUCUGGCUCUAUACUGAUAACACUACUGAGUCUUACUGGCUCUAUACUGAUAACACUACUAAGUCCUACUACUGGCUCUGUACUGUCUUACUCAAUUCCUUGUUUUUAGGAGGACAUUGUCUGUAUCCAAUAAGCUCUGAUCUAAAGUAGUGUACUAUAUAGGGAAUAGGGUGCCAUUUGGAACGCUGCCAUUGACUGACAUUUAAUCAUUUUUUCUAGUCAAUUUCUGACUCUGGCUAACAAGGACCAGAACCAGACUGGGAGGACCAAGCUGGACAAAGAGAGACUCAAGUCCUGCAUGAGGGAACUGGUACGGCAAACAUGAUCUAUGACUGUAGUGUUUUUAUAUAUGAUUCUCUGUCACAUAUUACACCCAGUCCUGGACUAGUCCUGGACUAAAACGCUAUUUCUACUGAGCCUGCUUUUAGUCCAAGACUGGGCUUUGUCUGUGUCCAGGAAACAGGCCAUUCGUGUGUCAGUGGUAAAAAGUGUACUUGUCUCAUUGUGUGUGCUUGUAGGAGAACAUAGGUCAGCAGGCUAAGACCAUCAGGACACAGGUGAAGAAGAACACAGUGAGGGAUAAGAUCAAGAUGGUGCAGAACUUCCUCCAAAAGCUCAGGUUCCUAGCUGACGAGGUAAGUCAGGAAGGGGUAUAUAUGUAUGGUACAUAUACAAUAGUUAAUCAAUCUAAAGCUAUUGAUUCCAUUCCAGAUGUCUUUGUUCAUCUUUUUUUUUUCCUUUAUAUUAUGUGUAUAUUUGUUGAAUGGUUGUUAUUGUUGUUUUAACCCUGUUUGCACUACACAUUUCCCAAUUGGGACAAUAAAUAUAUUUGAGAUUGAUUGAUUGGUUGAUUGACUGGCUGAUUGAUUGAAUCCUCUGUGUGUAAUUGCAGCCUCAGCACAGCAUCCCUGACAUCUACAUCUGGAUGAUGAGUAACAACAAGCGUAUCGCCUACGCCCGUGUCCCCUCCAAAGACAUCCUGUACUCCGGGGUGGAGGAGGAGACUGGGAAGGACUGUGGCAAAGUCAAAACCAUCUUCCUUAAGGUCUUUGAAUAGUUAUUCUACGUCCAAAACCAAAGCCUAUUUCCUCUUCCAGUGUGUGUUUAUUGAUUUAGCUUGAAAUCCCCCAAAAGUAAUAAUUACAGCCAUUCCCUUUUCAGUUUUAACUUGUUUUGAACCACUGCUGGUGCGUCCAUCUGAUUUUCCUUCAUGUGUUUGCCUCAUCAUGCCCAGCUGCCUGGUAAGAAGGGCUUUGGGGCAGCUGGCUGGACAGUGCAGGCUAAGACAGAGAUCUACCUGUGGCUGGGUCUGAACCGUCAGAGGAAAGACUUCCUGUCUGGUCUGCCCAACGGCUUUGAGGAGAACAAGAUGCUGAAAGGACCUGGCUCACAGUCUGCUCCCCCCAUCAGCCUCACAUACAUGAGUAAGAGGGACUGAUAAAUGCUUACAUUAUCAGCGGUCUAGACACAUGAGUAAGGGAGAUGGUGAUGUCCCAUGCAUGUGCCACACAUAUCCACAUAUCCAUAGAAACAGAAUGAAUAGAACGGACAAAUCCCUCAGAUUUACCCUGGUGGUCUCGGUCUGUGCUUUAUAGCAAACUCCUUAUGGUGGUUGUCAUCCCUGACGUUCUUCAGGGAGCGUUGACUUGAAUGGGAAUGUUUUUUCUAGUAGUUCUAAUUCUAUUCACAUAUUGUAUCACUACGAAGAAGGGAAGCUAGAGAAUCCCAUUGAUAAAUGCUUAUCUAUCUUCCCCCUCCACAGUGAAGCAGAUCUUCCAGCUGAGGGUCCAUAUGUACCAGGCUCGCAGCCUGUUUGCGGCAGACAGCAGCGGCCUCUCUGACCCCUUCGCCAGGGUCUUCUUCUCCACACACAGCCAGGUCACAGAGGUAGGACAACUAGAUUUGUUUGUUUGUUUAUUCAUUUUUUUUAAAUACAGUGAUUCCAUGAAUAUAACUUUCUAUCAUCUUUCAAGUAAUUUAAGAAUCAGUAUAAGAAUAACAGAAUGGUGAACGAGAGUAACAAGAUGGUGAAUGAAUGAAUGAAUUAAUUAAUUAAUAUCAUUCUCUGCCCAGGUGCUGAAUGAGACACUGUGCCCCACCUGGGACCAGCUGAUGGUGUUCGACAACGUAGAACUGUUCGGAGAGGUCGGCGAACUCAGGGACGACCCUCCUAUAAUCGUCAUAGAAAUCUAUGACCAGGACACGGUGGUAAGCAUGAUGCCUGGUUAGAACCCAGACCUCUCUUUCCUUGCUGCUCCAGUCCUCUAAGUAACAUAAAAUGAGUCUCUGCAUUUCAAUGAGAUCUUGUAGAUACAGUAGUAGGUGCUUUGUUAGCAUCAUUUUUAAAUAAUGUUGCAACUUACAUGUUAAUCUGAUUUAUAUGAAUUAUAUUUGAAAGAAUGUAUAUGUUUACUCAACUGAUGAUCUUAUAUCUAUUCCUGAACAUAAACACCAUUGUUUUGGAUGACCCUGGCUCGGGAUAAGUAGAGUGUGAAUUUCAUUCUGAUUGAAGUCUUGGAGUAGUGGAUGAGAGCAUUAUGCCCCUAGGCAGGGCUCUCCUAGCCUCGUAUGAACCAUCCUGAUCUCGCGAGCUGAUGUUCUGUUUCGCGAAAACAGAAUGUAAGCUCGCGAGAUCAGGAUAAUUCGUACAAGACUAGUGCUCUCCAACCCUGUUCCUGGAGAGCUACCCUCCUGUAGGUUUUUGCUCCAACCCCAGUUCUAACAAACCUGAUUCAGCAAUAUGGAAUCAGCUUUAUCAACUAGCUAAUUAUUAGAAUCAGGUGUGCUUAAUUAGGGUCGGAGCAAAAACCUACUGGACGGUAGCUCUCCAGGAACAGGGUUGUAGAGCCUUGGACCAAGGCAUGCAAGAGGUAUAAAAGAUUUAGCUGGAAAGACACAUUCACUGGACAUCAGCCUUACCCCUCUUGCAUUCCUUCAAUGGAAGCUUUUUGCUUAUGCGGUACAGUGGUUAUGUUUGGGUGUCAUUUCCAUCAUUUUUUAGCCUAGUCCCAGAUCUGUUCUGAAGUGUGUGUGUGUAUAGCUAACUCCUAAAGUCAAGUUGGCAAAACAGUACAAACAGAUCUGGGACCAGGGCUAGUUUAUUUUCAUUGUUCUCCUGUAUUAUCUUGAGCUUUGAAGCAUGUGCAUUGUCAAGCCAUGCUUCUUUGUUGGGUAAAGCUAAUACCAUACUUAACCUAUUGAUGAAUGAUGUGGCAUGAACACCCUCUAUUGUAUGUGAACACAGGCCAAUUUCUUCGGAUUGUAGAUAGUACAGUAUUACAAAGAGACCAUUCUUUCAAAUAUUUAAACCUUAAUUCAUAAUUGUGGACGUGGUGUGGUCCUUGAUUUAUCAAAGCAGGUUCAGGGUUAUAUGUCUUCCUGUUAUGUUAUGAUGUGACUCCAGGGCAAAGCAGAGUUCAUGGGCAGGACCUUCGCCAAGCCCAUAACCAAGAUGGCUGACGAACACUACGGACCUCCACGUUUCCCUCCCCAACUAGAGUACUACCAGAUCUAUAGGGGGAACUGCACCGCUGGAGAGAUGCUGGCAGCCUUCGAACUGCUGCAGGUGAGCCUGGCAAUAGAUCAACCUCAACAUUAUUUGUCCCAAAGUGGAGGGAAAUUGAUUGUGGGACAAAUAAAGGUAGAAGUUGAACAAACGUUUACUUUCAAAGUUUUUGUAUUCUGAGAUUUCCUAGGUUAAUAAUAGUAAAACUAAAUAUUAUUUCUGCCAGUCAUGUGACAAUAGAUUAUUUGAUUAGACCUAAAUGAAUCAGUAAUGUUGAUGUCUGUAACGUCUGUUAAUUUUUCAGAUUGGUCCGCAUGGUAAAGCUGACCUGCCGCCCAUCGACGGUCCUACAGACAUGGACCGUGGUCCCAUCCUACCUGUCCCUCUGGGCAUCAGACCAGUCCUCAGCAAGUACAGGAUCGAGGUGGGAGUUAACCUCCUCUUGGUGUACAGGAAGUGUAGCUGUCAAUAUUGCUGUAACAUUUAGGAAAUGCUUAUGUACUGCUUAUGAAUGGGUUAUGAACGGGUUAUGAACGGGUUAUGAACGGGUUAUGAAUAGGUUAUGAAUAUGUUAUGAAUGUGUCAUGAAUGGGUUAUGAAUGGGGUAUGAAGGCCUGAUGUAGGUACCCUUUAAAUAAAGUAUUACUGAAUUGUUCCAUUUUCCAGGUGCUGUUCUGGGGCCUCAGGGACCUGAAGAGGGUCAACCUAGCCGCGGUGGACAGGCCUCGUGUGGACAUAGAAUGUGCCGGUAAAGGAGUCCAGUCUUCCCUCAUCCAGAACUACAAGAAAAAUCCCAACUUCGGCACCCUGGUUAAGAUGUUUGAGGUGGUGAGUUCUCUUUAAAAUCAUUCCAUCAUUCACCUGGUUCUCGCCUAAUAACAACCAAAAUAUGACGAUUUUCCCAUGACGUUGUGAUGUCGUCAUGAAAACUAAAUCUUGACCUUACUGUAACAGAGAUCAGUUGGUUUUAAUGUGAUUAUAUCAAGUCUUCUCAACCAGAAAACCGUUUUUCCAACCAGGAAAUGACACCAUUAAGAUGCCAUGUGCCAAAUGUGGCCCAUUCAUUUACUGUGAACUUAUGUUCUUCAGGAUUUGCCUGAGAAUGAGCUGCUCCACCCUCCCCUGAACAUCAGAGUGGUGGACUGCAGAGCGUUCGGUCGCUACACCUUAGUGGGGAACCAUGCUGUCACCACAUUACGCAAGUUCAUCUACCGGGCAACAGACAAGCAAGCCAACAACUGGAACACUGAAGGUACACACACAUGCACACACAUACACGCACACGCCCGCACACACACACACACACACACACACACACACACACACACACACACACACACACACACACACACACACACACACACACACACACACCUCGCAGUGCCCUUGCACUUUGCAAAGGUCGGGAAGAUAAAUGAUUUGUACCACUGAUACUCAUGCAGUCUUUCUCCUCUCCCAGAGGAGAUCAUUGUCAACUACGAGCCAGAGCCCUCCAUCAAGAAGAUGGAGACCAUGGUCAAGCUGGACUCUGUAAGAUCUCACACCGUUACAUUAAUGUUAACUUGAAUAAUAAACUUGAAUAAAACAUCCUGAGUUGUAAUAUAGCUGAUAUUAUAUGUUUUGUGGUGUUUUUCAGGGGUCUGAUGCGGUGGUUAAAAUUGAGGUAAGCGUUACGACGUUGAUCUGGAAAUGUCUCUGUUUCUCAAUGUAGGGACAAUGUUAAAAGCAUUUGUAGGGUGACGGUUUAUUUGUUAAGUUUGUACAGUAGUUUAAAAUAUAAAAAAAGGGCUAUUGCAACCUGUAAUCUAACCUUACAUUGAUGUUGUAGGAGGAUGAGAAGGGAGGGAAGAAGAAGAAGAGGAAGAAGGGAGGAGGAGACGAGGUGGAGGAGGAGGAGUUUGAUGAGAGCAUGUUGGAUUGGUGGUCAAAGUACUUCGCCUCGAUCGAAACUCUGAUGGAGGUGAGGCCAUCCGUGAAAAUGGCAUUGUUAUUUCGUUUUUCCUUUAACAUUAUUAUCAUUUUAUGGCUACUGUGUAUUUGAUAUUAUUGGUUUGUGUGUGACUCGGUAGAUUCUCAAGGCUCAGGAGGCAGCUAUGGCGGACGCCGAGGAGAAAGAGGACCAGGAUAUUUCUGCUGAGGGUGGAGGUAACAAAUACAAUCCUACACUGUGGAAAACACCAGAGAGGCAGAUCUAGAACAUCUAGGAUUUAUCUAUACAGAUUUCUAUGUAUCAUCAAUAUGUUCUCAUGUUAAGGUUGCUGAUGUCUGUUAAUUUGGUAGAGAUUGAAAUGUAGAUACCAUAGAUACAGACAAACCUUAAAGUCUUGUAGAUGGUCCAGCAUAAUCAUGAACCUUUGCAUAUUGAUCAUUGGACUUUAAAGUAGAAUGUUAUUAUUGCAGUCGAAUGGAAUUAUCAGGUUGUGUGCUAUGUCCACUUUCAUGUACCUACUAUCCAGUAUGUGUUGUCCUCUUAGAAUCAGGACAACCCCUACUACUAACCCUUCCCAUGACCCCUGACCUCUGUCAUAGUUAAUCUCUGCAUACAUUAACACAGACAUGAACCCUUACCAUAAUCCCUGACCUCUGUCAUGAAUCCAUGAUUUCCAUCACUUCAACUGCAUAUCUAUUACCAUUAUGCCGGUCAUGGAAGAUGUCUAUGUAAAAUAUGAACAAUGUGUAAAACACACAUAAAUAGUUAAGGAUAGCUUUGAAUUAACAUGAUACAUAAAACAGUUUAUAUAAAACUAACAAACAAAUCUUUUUGAAUCCCAAAUGCACUAUUGUGCAGAGAUUGUGUGCAAAGCUAAGCUUAUGACCUAUUGGCUAAAUGUUGUCCUAGCUAUUCUGAAAGGUCUGUUGCACUGGCAUUCACUGUAUAUACUGUUCACAGAGACGAUUUUAACAUGAACAUAUUGGUAGGGCAAACUUAAUCAACAAAGCUCACGAUGUGCAUCGAAACCAGCACAAUCCCAACCCUAAAAAUGAGUUUUGAGCCGUUAUAACGUUUGGGUUAUGAUCAGUUUAUGGCUACUCCCCACAUCUUUAACUCUUAUUGCACGGAAGUCCAUGGUAGUCGCAUACUAUUAUAGAAUAAACUAGCUAGUAAUCAGUCUGCAAUAUUGCGACACUGCAUACGUCUGCCUGUUAUAAAGGGGCCCGGUUAACAAUAUGUAACGUUUGUAACGCUAUUCCCUCGCGUCAUCUAUUGCACAGUUCCAGUUCCAUCAAAUAUAUUUAUAACUAACCCUUCUUCUACAUGUGGUUCAAUGGGUAUUACAGUCUGCCAUCAAACAUCAACAAUAAGACUGGUAGCCUAUAGGGUGUUAUAGCUAGCCUACCUCAAAACAGAGACCCUGCUCCAUGACCCACCACCAACCACUCCACUUGAAUCUUCUUUUCCAGCUUACUUUAUUUUAAUGGAUGGACAUAUUUUAAAAUGUAGGUGGCUAACGAGCACCAAGACGUUUUAUCUCGACAUUUCCUUCAUACAGCUAAGUUUGAAAGUGAUUUGCUAGGAGAUAGCUAAGCUUGUCGACAUGUUUCAGCUAGCUAAGUUACCUAGGUUGAAGACGUGGUAACAGUGCGUGGUAAACAACUAGCUAGCUAUGAAGUUGAAACAUCAGUCUAAUCAAAGUUACCGGGCCUAAGAUGUUGAUUUAUCUGGCAAGCUCUCUUAGCAGGUGCUGCGGUGAUGUAGUAUCCCCAUGAGUGACAGCACCCUUAGCCAAUCACGCGCAACCAGAGAAAAUCAAUGACGCUUAUGCUCUGUAAUUUCUCUGUCUGCCACUCCACCACGAGCGAGGCUGAAACAGCUGCCUUUAGGAGCUUCCUUAGUCAAUGAAAAUUUACAAAACAAGAAUACAAUGGGAAAGCGACCACGUAUACUUUAUUAGAUCAAACAAUUCUUUAAAUAAAAUUCAAUUGGGUGCUAAAAUGUUAUAUUGUUGUGACAUGAAAUAACAGAAUUGCAAAUCUCCUGGAUAAUGGUGGGGCUCAGCCACACCUGCGCCCACGUGAUGCAUCGCCACUGACCGUUCAUAUUCAGUUUUCACCCCUCACCCCUCACCCCAUGUCCCUAACCUCAGAUAUCAAACCUGAUGACUCUCCUGUCAAAGGAAAGAAAGGAAAGGGAAAGAAGGACAAGAAGCGGCCUGGAGAAAUACCAGAGAAGAAGAAGCACAAACUCAAUGAGCUGCAGGUAUGUGGCUACUCAACACCACCCAGCCAGCAAAACAGAUUACAGUGCCUUCAGAAAGUAUUCAUACUCCUUGACUUACUCAACAUUGUGUUGUGUUACAGCCUGGAUUCAAAAUGGAUGUAAAAAUAUAUGUAUAUAUAUUCACUCAUCUACACAAAAAGUGAAAACUUAACAAAUGUAUUGAAAAUUAAAUACAGAAAUAUCUCAUUUACAUGAGUAUUCACAUCAUUGAGCCAAUACUUUAUAGAAACACCUUUGGCUGCGAUUAACUGCUGUUAGUCUUUGGGGGGGGGGGGGGGGGGGGGGGGGGGUAAGUCUGAGAGCUUUGCACUGAAUUGUACAAUAUUUGCACAUAAUUCUUCAAGCUCUGUCAAGUUUAUUGUUGAUCAUAUAUGUACAUACAGUACCAGUCAAAAGUUUGGACACACCUACUCGUUCAAAGUUUUUUUUUUUUUUUUUUUUUUUACAAUUUUGUACAUAAUAGUGAAAACAUCAAAACGAUGAAAUAACACAUAUGGAAUCAUGUAGUAACCAAAAAAGUGUUAAACAAUUCAAAAUAUAUUUUAUAUUUGAGAUUCUUCAAACAGCCACCCUUUGCCUUGAUGACAGCUUUGCACCCUCUUGGCAUUCUCUCAACCAGCUUCAUGAGGUAGUCAGCUGGGAUGCAUUUCAAUUAACAGGUGUGCCUUCUUCAAAGUUAAUUUGUGGAAUUUCUUUCCUUCUUAAUGCAUUUGAGCCAAUCAGUUGUGUUGUGACAAGGUAGGUGGGGUAUACAGAAGAUUGCCCUAUUUGGUAAAAGACCAAGUCCAUAUUAUGGCAAGAACAGCUCAAAUAAGCAAAGAUAAAUGACAGUCCAUCAUUACUUUAAGACAUGAAGGUCAGUCAAUACGGAACAUUUCAAGAACUUUGAAAGUUUCUUCAAGUGCAGUCGCAAAAACCAUCAAGCGUUACGAUGAAACUGGCUCUCAUGAGGACCGCCACAGGAAUGGAAGAUCCAGAGUUACCUCUGCUACAGAGAAUAAGUUCAUUAAAGUUACCAGCCUCAGAAAUUGCAGCCCAAAUGAAAGCUUCACAGAGUUCAAGUCACAGACACAUCUCAACAUCAACUGUUCAAAGGACACUGUGUGAAUCAGGCCUUCAUGGUGGAAUUGCUGCAAAGAAACCACUACUAAAGGACACCAAUAAGAAGAAGAGACCUGCAUACACACAUGCAUACAUACAUACACAUUGCUAGACAGACAUUUUCAAGUCUUGCCAUAGAUUUUCAAGCUGAUUUAAGUCAAAACUGUAACUAGGCCACUCAGGAACAUUCAAUGUUGUCUUGGUAAGCAACUCCAGUGUAUAUUUGGCAUUGUGUUUAAAGUUAUUGUCCUGCUGAAAGGUGAAUUUGUCUCCCAGUGUCUGUUGGAAAGCAGACUGAACCAGGUUUUUCUCUAGGAUUUUGCCUAUGCUUAUAGCUGUAUUCUGUUUUUUUUUAUCAACAAAAAAACUCCACAGUCCUUGCUGAUGACAAGCAUACCCAGGACAUGAUGCAGCCAAAGAGUGGUUGUGUUGUGUUGGAUUUGUCCCAAACAUACUGUAUAAUGCUUUGUAUUCAGGACGAAAAGUUAAUUUCUUUGCCACAUUUUUGCAGUAUUACUUAAGUGCCUUGUUGCAAACAGGAUGCAUGUUUUGGAAUAUUUGAUUUCUGUACAAGCUUCCUUAUUUUCACUCUGUCAUUUAGGUUAGUAUUGUGGAGUAACUACAAUAUUGUUGAUACAUCCUCAGUUUUCUCAUAUCACAACCAUUAAACUGUAACUGUUUUAAAAUCACCAUUGGCCUCAUGGUGAAAUCCCUGAGCAGUUUCCUUCCUCUUCGGCAACUGAGUUAGGAAGGACGCCUGUAUCUUUGUAGUGACUGGGUGUAUUGAUACACCAUCCAAAGUGUAAUUAAUAACUUCACCAUGCUCAAAGGGAUAUUCAGUGUCUGCUUUUUUUAUUCUUACACAUCUACCAAUCAGUUCCCUUUUUUGCGAGGCAUUGAAAAACCUCCCUGGUCUUGGUGGUUGAAUCUGUGCAUGAAUUUCACUACUCGAUUGAGGGACCUUGCAGAUAAUUGUAUGUGUGGGAUACAGAGAUGAGGUAGUCAUAAAAAGUAAUGUUAACCACUAUUAUUGAACACUGAAUGAGUCCAUGCAACUUAUUAUGUGACUUAUUGAGCACAUUUGUACUCCUGAACUUAUUUUGGCUUGCCAUAAGAAAGGGGUUGAAUACUUAUUUUUUAUUAAUUUAAAAAAUGUUCUACAAACAAAAUUCCACUUUUACAUUAUGGGGUAUUGUGUGUAGAUCACUGACACAAAAUCUCAAUUUAAUCCAUUUUAAAUUCAGGCUGUUCAAAACAGAAGUCUGGGCAAAUACUGUAUAUUCUUUCUUUCUUUAUUUUCAUGAUUUUACUGUAUAGAGCAACUUUUUGUAUUUCCUCAUUAGGUGUACCCGAAGGAGUUGGAGAAGGACUUUGAUAACUUUGAAGACUGGCUUCACACCUUCAACCUGUUCAGAGGGAAGGCUGGAGACGACGACGACCAGAACAUGGCGGAUGAGGACAGGAUUAUUGGCAAAUUCAAAGUAAAACCCCUUUCACACAGAUGGCCUUCCCUUCUUCUUUGUCGGAGACGGAAGAGAGAAGGAACUAGCCUGGUCCCAGAUCUUCAUGUGCUGUACAUUAGAUUCUGCCGUAGUUGUUCAAUGACUAAAGGAGUUGUCUAUAGGAGUUGUCUAUAGGAGUUGUCUAUAGGAGUUGUCUAUAGAGUUGUCUAUACAGCAUACAAAUAUCUGGGACCAGGUUAGGAAGAAUCAGUAUUGAGCAUACAGCAUCCAUUAUUUUGUUGAAUACCACACCCCACCCAAUCCUGAUAUAGUGAUGUGACAUGAAAUAACAGAGUUGCAUGCAAAGGGUAAGCCAACACGAAACACAGCCCUUAUUUUAAGGGUUUCUAAAAUCCCCUGUGGGAAAAAUGAAUGGAACCAUUUCCCUGUUUGACCACUAGGUUUUAUGGGUAUUAUGACACCUUCACUGUGGCGCUCUAUUUCAGUUGAACGCAUCCCCCCCCUCUUUCCAGAAUCUAAAACAAUUGUGCAUGUCUGUUUGUGUUUCAGGGCUCUCUGUGCAUGUACAAAGUGCCGGUGUCAGAUGAGAUGCAGAGGGAGAUGGGCUUCGACUCCAACAUGGGCAUGUUCCAGAACAUUCCAACCAAUGACCCAAUCAACGUUGUAGUCCGGGUCUAUAUCAUCAGGGUAUCUACACAACACAAAACUACACUACACUGUCUACACUACACUGCACAACACUACACUACACUACACUACACUGCACAACACUACACUACACUGCACAACACUACACUACACUGUCUACACUUCACUACACUACACUGCACAACACAACACUACACUACACUACACUGUCUACACUUCACUACACUACACUGUACUGAGUACAACUUACAAUCCUAAAUAUCAGAAUUAAUCUUGGAAGCUACAGAUUAGACUAUCCUGUGAUUAUUAACAUGUAAUGUCUUGAUUGUCAAAUAAAACCAAAUAAAAUAUUUUCUAAAGGCAACUGAUCUGCAUCCAGCGGAUAUCAAUGGAAAAGCUGAUCCGUACAUCGCUAUCAAACUGGGAAAGGCAGACAUCAAAGACAAAGAGAACUACCUCUCCAAACAACUCAAUCCUAUCUUUGGCAAGUAAGUGGAGAAACUCUAAAAACAAUAUUUCGUCCAUUUCCACUAACAUUCAUGAUGUCGUAGUAGAAUGAAUUUAUCCUUGAUAUGGCCUUAAUUAUUAAUAGCAUACGAGCUAGCCAAGUAAUUUACUCUGACUGGCACUACUUGUAUAAUUAUAGCUUGCGCAUUUAAAGUGUAAACAUGUUGAAAAGAAUAACCAUAAGUUAUGACAAAAGACUUUAAAAAAGUCAUUUAUUUUGAACCCAUCAGAUCCUUUGACAUCGAAGCCACAUUUCCCAUGGACUCCACACUAACAGUGUCAGUCUAUGACUGGGACUUAGUGGGCACUGACGACCUGAUUGGAGAGACUAAACUGGAUCUGGAGAACCGCUAUUACAGCAAGCACAGAGCUAUAUGUGGCCUCCCAUCCAAAUAUGCCAUGUAAGUACUAUUACAGUAGCCUGACGACUCACACAUUUGGCCGGAGCAAGGAGUCUGGAUAGCCAGGCAACUAUUACAGCAAGCACAGAGCAAAAUGUGGCAUCAAAUCCAUGUAGGUGCACCCUCUCUUUUGCCUAUAUAUAUACGUACAACACAGGAUCCUGUAUAUGAUCCAAUUCAGGACUUACCUAGGAUCCUUACCUAAAGGAUUCAUAAAUAAAUACCCAAUAUUAUCUUAGAACUGUGAGGCAUUCAAUUUGUUUGUCUCCAUCUUUGUUUUUCGUCUCUGUAGCCAUGGCUACAACGUGUGGCGGGAUCCCCUGAAGCCGACCCAGAUCCUGGCCAAGCUGUGUAAAGAGGGCAAGCUGGACGGACCCCACUACGGCCCUGGAGGACGGGUCAAGGUGGCCAACAGGGUCUUCAUGGGCCCAACCGAGAUUGAAGAUGAAAAUGGUACUGUAUAGAGUACAACACAACAACAUUACCUGAAAUGCUUUCUACCCUCCCAUGUUGGUUACUGUACCCCCAAUCACAUUUUGCUCUGCCUGUCUGAAGUACCCCCUCAUGUACAACUGAUCAUAUAGGUCUAUGUUCUUAUGAGCUUUCCCUGUGGGUAGGCCAGGUAGUACUCGACUAGUGUAGUACCCCAGGUUGACAAUUACUGUCUGUCUGGGUUGGUCUGGUGAUGCUCUUUAGGUCUGAAGAAGCAGACGGAUGAGCACCUGGCCCUGACGGUGCUAAAGCACUGGGAGGAUAUCCCCAGGGUGGGCUGUAAACUCAUCCCAGAACAUGUGGAGACCAGACCACUCCUCAACCCUGACAAGCCUGGCAUCGAACAGGUAGUACAAGGUUGCCUUUAAGGCUGUGCUUGCUAGCUGCCUGAGUGCCUGCUUCAGUGUUUCAAAUGAUCUAUCUGGUGAAAGUAGUAAAGUACAGUAAAGUAAAGUUGACACAUUUUCCAUGUGAAGGUAGGCCUGAUUGAUUAGGUUUGAUUGCUGUGUAGUUCAAUUGUAUCUCACCCCAUGUUUGUCUGUGUGUUUCUCUUUGUGUAGGGGAGGAUUGAGAUGUGGGUGGACAUGUUCCCCAAGGAUAUGCCUGCACCUGGACCGGCCAUUGAUAUCUCACCCAGGAAACCAAAGAAGUAUGUUCUAGUACAAUGUAAUGUGCUUUUAAAAAAAUGUAGUAAGAGAAUUUGCAAAGUGAAAUAAAAGUUAUGAUGAAUGUGCAUUGUCCCCCAAAUUACAUUUGGCGUAGUCAGCAGGAUUAGAUAUCAGUAAUACUGUAUAUUAGUGGGGCAAGGGUCAGCUGUUUGUUCACCCACACCCACCCGCAAUUGCUAAUAACAGAUCCGCAACCCACCGACUAUAUGUGAUAAAGUGAAGACCCGCACCCGACCCUAACACGCUAAUAUAUAAAAUGCGCUGUAGGCUAGUCAGACGGCGAAUUUGAAAGGGGGUGUUUUUGCAUGAUUUUAGAUAUGUUUCUGCUAAUAAUUUCCAACAUUUUGGUAGUCAACUUGUCUAUAACUAGAUAUCAAUUUUUUUAUUUAACCUUUAUUUAACCAGGUAAGCCAGUUGAGAACAAGUUCUCAUUUACAACUGCGACCUGGCCAAGAUAAAGCAAAGCAGUGCGAUAAAAACAAACAACAACACAGAAUUACAUAUGGAAUAAACAAAAACGUACAGUCAAUAACACAAUAGAAAAUAGAAAAUCUAUAUACAGUGUGUGCAAAUGUAGUAAGUUAUGGAGGUAAGGCAAUAAAUAGGCCAUAGUGCAAAAUAAUUACAAUUUAGUAUUAACACUGGAGUGAUAGAUGUGCAAAUAGAGAUACUGGGGUGCAAAUUAGACAAAUAAAUAACAAUAUGGGGAUGAGGUAGUUGUGUGGGCUAAUUACAGAUGGGCUGUGUACAGGUACAGUGAUCGGUAAGCUGCUCUGACAACUGAUGCUUAAAGUUAGUGAGGGAGAUAAGUGUCUCCAGCUUCAGAGAUUUUUGUAGUUCGUUCCAGUCAUUUGCAGCAGAGAACUGGAAGGAAUGGCGGCCAAAGGAGGUGUUGGCUUUGGGGAUGACCAGUGAGAUAUACCUGCUGGAGCGCAGACUACGGGUGGGUGUUGCUAUGGUGACCAAUGAGCUAAGAUAAGACGGGGAUUUGCCUAGCAGAGAUUUAUAGAUGGCCUGGAGCCAGUGGGUUUGGCGACGAAUAUGUAGUGAGGGCCAGCCAACGAGAGCGUACAGGUCACAGUGGUGGGUAGUAUAUGGGGCUUUGGUAACAAAACGGAUGGCACUGUGAUAGACUACAUCCAAUUUGCAGAGUAGAGUGUUGGAAGCUAUUUUGUAAAUGACAUCGCCGAAGUCAAGGAUCGGUAGGAUAGUCAGUUUUACGAGGGCAUGUUUAGCAGCAUGAGUGAAGGAGGCUUUGUUGCGAAACAGGAGGCCGAUUCUAGAUUUAAUUUUGGAUUGGAGAUGCUUAAUGUGAGUCUGGAAGGAGAGUUUACGGUCUAACCAGACACCUAGGUAUUUGUAGUUGUCCACAUAUUCUAAGUCAGACCCGCCGAGAGUAGUGAUUCUAGUCGGGCGGGCGGGUGCAAGCAGCGUUCGAUUGAAGAGCAUGCAUUUAGUUUUACUAGCGUUUAAGAGCAUAUGCAGCUUCUCUUCUGUCAUUAUACACUGCUCAAAAAAAUAAAGGGAACACUUAAACAACACAAUGUGACUCCAAGUCAAUCACACUUCUGUGAAAUCAAACUGUCCACUUAGGAAGCAACACUGAUUGACAAUACAUUUCACAUGCUGUUGUGCAAAUGGAAUAGACAACAGGUGGAAAUUAUAGGCAAUUAGCAAGACACCCCCAAUAAAGGACUGGUUUUGCAGGUGGUGACCACAGACCACUUCUCAGUUCCUAUGCUUCCUGGCUGAUGUUUUGGUCACUUUUGAAUGCUGGCGGUGCUUUCACUCUAGUGGUAGCAUGAGACGGAGUCUACAACCCACACAAGUGGCUCAGGUAGUGCAGCUCAUCCAGGAUGGCACAUCAAUGCGAGCUGUGGCAAGAAGGUUUGCUGUGUCUGUCAGCGUAGUGUCCAGAGCAUGGAGGCGCUACCAGGAGACAGGCCAGUACAUCAGGAGACGUGGAGGAGGCCGUAGGAGGGCAACAACCCAGCAGCAGGACUGCUACCUCUGCCUUUGUGCAAGGAGGAGCAGGAGGAGCACUGCCAGAGCCCUGCAAAAUGACCUCCAGCAGGCCACAAAUGUGCAUGUGUCUGCUCAAACGGUCAGAAACAGACUCCAUGAGGGUGGUAUGAGGGCCCGACGUCCACAGGUGGGGGUUGUGCUUACAGCCCAACACCGUGCAGGACGUUUGGCAUUUGCCAGAGAACACCAAGAUUGGCAAAAUCGCCACUGGCGCCCUGUGCUCUUCACAGGUGAAAGCAGGUUCACACUGAGCACAUGUGACAGACGUGACAGAGUCUGGAGACGCCGUGGAGAACGUUCUGCUGCCUGCAACAUCCUCCAGCAUGACCGGUUUGGCGGUGGGUCAGUCAUGGUGUGGGGUGGCAUUUCUUUGGGGGGCCGCACAGCCCUCCAUGUGCUCGCCAGAGGUAGCCUGACUGCCAUUAGGUACCGAGAUGAGAUCCUCAGACCCCUUGUGAGACCAUAUGCUGGUGCGGUUGGCCCUGGGUUCCUCCUAAUGCAAGACAAUGCUAGACCUCAUGUGGCUGGAGUGUGUCAGCAGUUCCUGCAAGAGGAAGGCAUUGAUGCUAUGGACCGCCCGUUCCCAAGACCUGAAUCUAAUUGAGCACAUCUGGGACAUCAUGUCUCGCUCCAUCCACCUAAAUUAAUCAUAUUUCUCCACUCCUGUUCCCAAAUCAACAUUCUGCCUAAAUUUGGUGUAUCAUUUUACUGCAAGAAAUGCUUAAUUCUGCAGGAGUUAAUAUUAAGGCUAUGUGAGAGGUUAUAGACGUACAGUCAGUGUCCAGAUCUCAGUUUCCAUUUAACACAUCUGAACAGUAGGCUACUAUUCCCUUGAUGUGCCAAAGGCCUAUAUGAAGUUCCCAUCUUGUGACUGUCGAAUUUGUAUAGCGCCUUUCAAUCAUCACACAUAACAUAACCGGCACUGCUAUCAUCCCCUUUUACCACUUCACCAAAUCUUUCCCAAACAUUAGACUACUGUUCUGGCCCUCCCCUCUCUUUAUUUUCAACUCUCCAUUUCGCAGCUUUUCUCUUAUUGAAUUCAACUCCGACACUGUCCGUUUUGCCUCGGUGGAUCGACAUUAACUUUUUCUGCCCGUUCCCAAAAGCAUUUGGUGAUUGGCUUGUAGGCCAUUUGACGCACAUACAGAUAGACCCUAAAGUUUAGGCUUAGGCACUAAAAUAAUGUAAGAAAAACCUCAAUGUAGCCUAUAGAUACAUAUAAAUUGCACAAUAAUUAUACAUUUAUGGAUUUUUUAUGCAUUGUUUUCUCUUUAUUCAACCUGCCCUUCAUCCACACAAUAUCACUACCAGGGCGGGCAGCCCGUUAGGCAGGAUUAGGCGGCUGCCUGUGGCCGCAGAUUGAGGAGGGCAGCCUUUUCUGAGCUAAACUGACCAAGACGUUUCUCCAACAACAACACUUAAAACCUCACAGAAUUUUGCACAAAAUCAAUGACAAUUUCUCUAAACCAGUGGCAUAUGGGCUUUUUAGGUGAGCGCUGAUGCUGAUAAGCAUUGCCCACUUUGUCAAAGGCAGGGGUUGCAAAAUAUUUUGCUUGUCCAUUCCCAGCCCGCCUUUCCAGGGUGCUGUUGGAGAGACGCAUCACUGCAGCCCUCCACCAACGUUCUGUCAAAAAAUCAUCUAACAUAAAUCAUAUAGGUAUAGGAUAUGGUAGAAAGAGUAUGUGGCCUUUUCUGUAGCCUACAGGCUGGAGAUCAAAUGUAUGACAAUGUAAUGAUACAGACACUUUUUACAUCAUGCAGGUUUCUCCGAUCAAAUAGCCUAACCUAAAUGGCGCUCAAUCAAAUAUAAAACUUGCUGUCAUGUUAACAAACAACAUAUCCUAAAAACAGGACAGGUCAAAGUAAAAUGGAUAAUAUGGAAUGGACAAUCACAACUGUUGUCCAGGUGUUUCACCCCAUUGUCAUGAUCAGGGGUUUCAAGUUUGUAUCCGUACAUUCUUGACAAGCUGAUCAUAGCGAAAAAGAAAAUACUUCUGCAUUUCUCGCUGAGUAAACACAUUGAUUCUCAUUGCAAAUAGGCUCGCAAAACUCCUGAUAAAGUUAGGUAGCUGAUAGAGUUUAAAUGGCCAAAUUGAUUAGUCACAUGAAUCAGGACUAAUAAAGUCAAUGCAACGGUCUGUUUUACAAAUGGUGGUCCUACCACAUGGAUGGGCAUUCAUAAAAUUCCAUUGCUGCAGACAUGGUAGGCUACACCCCAGUAAGCACGAGCCAACGUCUUUUGGACGUCUUUUUUUGGUUCUGUCAGGAUGUCGUUUUUUGGUGUUUUACAAAUGGUAGGCUUACCACAUUGAUGGGCAUUCAUAAAAUUCAAUUUCAGGCAACACCAAUGCCUUUUGGACAUCUUUUUUUGGUGCAUUUGCGGACCGGCCUUGAUUUCCACAUCCAGGGACAUUGGUUUUUGGUCUGGACCAAAUCUGAACCAAUCAUAGACGUCUAUGUUUGGUUCAGAUUUUGUUCAGUCUGGACCAGCCUUGAUUUGGCCCAAACAUAGACGUCUAUAAAUUACUUAUUUUCAACUUUCAUUCAGAACCAAAAAUUAGCGUGUUUUCACCAUCCGGAAAAUACACAUUUUCAAUGUCUGUAAAAUAUGUAUUUUCAACAUCAGGAAAUAAGUAUUUUGAACUUUCAUUCAGAACCGAAAAUUAACCUGAUUUCAACGUCCGGAAAAUACAUAUUUUUCAACGUCCGGGGGGGGCGGCAUUUUCUGGUCUCGCCUAUGGCGGCAGAACGGCAAGAACCGGCCCUGAUCACUACUGUGUGUUAUAUAUAUACAUAUUAUAUCAUAUAUAUAUAUAUAUAUAUCAGUAAAUUCACAAUUUUAUUUGAGAAGAUAUAUCACAUAACAGACGUUUUAAAAACAGACAUCACAUAAUGCAACACAAAUGUUACUGUGCCUCACUGAUGUCACACUGAACUGUUUGGUUUGUUGAAGGUUUGAACUGAGGGUGAUCAUCUGGAACACAGACGAGGUCAUUCUGGAGGAUGAUGACAUCUUCACUGGAGAAAAGUCCAGUGAUAUCUUUGUGCGGGGGUAAAUAAUGUUUCCUUUGAAAGAAUGUAUGUUUUUCGAACUUCAGGAGGUGUGCCAAAUAUUAAAACUUCUUCUUCUUCUUCUUCUUCUUCUUCUUCUUCUUCUUCUUCUUCUUCUUCUUCUUCUUCUUCUUCUUCUUCUUCUUCUUCUUCUUCUUUAACAGCUGGCUGAAGGGCCAGCAGGAGGACAAGCAGGACACAGAUGUCCACUACCACUCCCUGACAGGGGAGGGUCUCUUCAACUGGCGCUUCAUCUACCCCUUUGAUUACCUACAGGCUGAAGAGAAGAUUGUCAUCUCUAAGAAGGAGUCUAUGUUCGCCUGGGACGAGACUGAGUAUAAGAUCCCUGCUCGUCUCAACCUACAAGUCUGGGAUGCGGAUCACUUCUCUGCAGAUGACUUCUUAGGUGGAGUGAUUUAAUUUCCCUCUACUAAACAUUCACCGUAAUGAUUUUCUGGGCUGUAAAUGUUGGUCUUUCUGUGAAUAUAUAUAACGUUUCAGACUAGGGCUACUUUUUUUUAUAUUGAAUUUGUAUUCUGGGACAUGGAAAGUACUGUUGUGGCAGUCAUAACAACAACAUCAACAUAAUCAGAAACAGCAACAGCUGAGAAAUCUUAAUGCUUAUCGAAUAAAAAGAUGUAUGAUAUUUUUUGUCUCUUCCUAGGCGCCAUUGAGCUGGACCUGAACCAUUUCCCCCGUGGAGCGAAGACAGCCAAGCAGUGCUCCAUCAACAUGGUGCUGAACGAACAGGAUAUUCCCAUGGUGUCUAUCUUCAAACAGAGGAGGAUCAAGGGCUGGUGGCCCUUCCUGGCCAGAGAUGAGAACGACGAGUUUGAACUCACUGUAUGUAGUGUGGACUGGAUUAAACACAUUCAACUAUACACUUGCCAAAAUGGUGUCUUGGAUUAAACACAUUCAACUAUACACUUGACAAAAUGGUAUCUUGGAUUAAACACAUUCAACUAUACACUUGACAAAAUGGUGUCUUGGAUUAAACACAUUCAACUAUACACUUGACAAAAUGGUUUCUUGGAUUUAACACAUUCAACUAUACACUUUACAAAAUGGUGUCUUUGAUUAAACACAUUCAACUAUACACUUGACAAAAUGGUAUCUUUGAUUUAAAAAAGCGUGACCAUUUGGUUACACUGUGAAGAAACUAGCUGAGUUAAAGAUUGAACAGAGGUCAGUUUGGAAAUGUAAGAUCAGCCAAAAGAUAAAGAAACGCAAGACCUCCUUUAUAUACUGUAUGAACCCUAGUGUUUUGGUAGUGAUGUUUGUGUCUUUGCAGGGGAAAGUGGAAGCAGAGCUGCAGCUGAUGACUGCAGAGGAGGCUGAGAAGAACCCAGUAGGUGAAGGACGCAACGAACCUGAACCCCUGGAGAAACCCAAGUAAGAGCACCAUUAACCUACCACUGAGCUAACAAAUACAGUGUCAAAUGUUGCAGCCAACUCAAUGUAUUUCAAUGAGGAAGGUGCAUUGGAGUGGGGAAGGGGUAGGAGCAUGUUUUUUUGCACUAAAACAGGUUGCACUAAAACAGGUUGCACUAAAACAGGUUGCACUAAAACAGGUUGCACUAAAACAGGUUGCACCAAAACUAAGCUCUACCAUGCAGUUGGAACCUUGUCAGAAAGCACCCUGAUGUAAAGGUCCAUUUGAUUAAAAUACAUACAAACUAUGGAAUAAAGAAAGGGUAUUUUAUGAAAUUGCUUUGACUAAGUACUGGAUUUGAACAGGGAUGAUCAUACUUUACACGUAAAUUACUAAAAUACCCUUUAUUUACUCUAUAAUUCUUAUGGGUUUGUUAAUAUUUACAGCAAACCGGAGCUGUAUCUUAUAGUCCUAUUUGGUAAUCCUCUGUGUCUCUGUUUGAUGGCCUUAUAAGGCAUUAGUGCAGUCUAACCAACCAACCCUGUCUCUCUCCCCCAGCCGUCCAGACACAGCUUUCCUGUGGUUCCUUAUGCCUUUCAAGGCCAUCAAAAACCUCAUCUGCAACCAGUACUUCUGGCUCACGGUCAAGUUAGUGGUGGCUCUGCUGCUGGUGCUCAUCCUGGGCCUCUUCAUAUACAGCAUGCCUGGAUACAUGGUCAAGAAGCUAAUGGGGGCUUGA